Molecule: messenger RNA, 1840 nt
Organism: Musa acuminata subsp. malaccensis (wild Malaysian banana)
Lineage: Eukaryota; Viridiplantae; Streptophyta; Magnoliopsida; Zingiberales; Musaceae
Source: RefSeq, a predicted model, not a curated record
UCCGCCGGUGGUGCCGAAUUCAUCUCCAUCGGUCGAGGGCGGCAUACUCGAACGAGAGGAAGAAGGCGAGGAGGGAGAACUCGCCCCCCUCCUCGAUCAACAUCUCUCUAAGGUGGAUCUUCUCAAGAUUCCGUGGCUCCUGUGGCUCUCGUGCAAUCGCAAGUUGCUUCUUUUUCCCUUCUUCUGUACCAUGUUUACGGCUUCAUUUGCACCCGGUGCAUCUCCUCAGAUUCCGACAUGGCAUCCUGCUCAAUCUUCUUUAUCUUCCUUCUGGCAGUCGGAAGACGUGCAUGAGCAUCUGAGAAAGUUGAAAGAAACCGUUGGUCUUGCAAAAGCAUUGAAGACAGAGCUAGAAGAAAUUCUUCGUGUUAGAAGGUCAAGGGACCCCAAUUCUGAAAGAGUUUCCUUAUCUUUGGAUUGCCCAUCACCAAGAGAACUGUCGCCGUCUUUAAACGAUUCCAUUGCCACCGGCGUUUCUCGGUGUUUUGAGGAUGAGUCGAAUUUGCAAAUUUUAAAAUUGAUUGAAGCAAAGAGAAUCAGUCUGGAUGUUCAAGAAUCCCUCUCGAUGGAGGCAGCAAACACACUGCUUUCGACUCUGAAAUAUCAGCUUGUGCCUCUUAAUGGCAUCACAAGUCAAGCAAUACCAUGGGAGGAGAAGUCAGCGGCAGUUAAAUUUGCUAACAAGCUGCAAAAGUCCAAAAGGAACAAGUUGUGGAAGAAAAAAAAAAGAAAACGUGUUGCUGAAUUAGCACGCAAGUUGCGUGAAGAUUAUGAUAAAGCUGACCACGAUGCUGAUGAAUGGAGAGCUAGGGAGAUUGCCAAUGACAUGGCGAGACGCAAGGUAGAAAGCAUGAAAGAAAUUGCAAAGCUGAAGUCUAGAGAGGAGAGAAAGAGACUAGAAUCUGAGCUUGAGCUUUUCCUAGUCGUUGAGAAAUUGCAAGAGCUUCACUCCAUCAGAAUUCAGAAGUUGAAAAAACAAGGUCAUUUCAUUCCAGAAGAGGAUGAUAAAUUUCUUGAGCGUGUACGAGCUGCUGUUGAGGAAGAGGAGCGGCAAGCUGCAGCUGCUGCUGACACACAUGCUGCCAAGGAUGCCAUUGCAACAGCUGAGGAGUCUAGAAAAGUUAUGCAGAACGCCAUAACAGAAGCAAAUUCUAUUGAUGAAAUUGAAGGCGAGCCAUCUAAGACCAAAGGCCAAAGUGAAAGAAGUUUGGUCAUGGAUGCAAAUAUGAAGUCUGAACAACAGAAGGAUGAAGCUCUGGGUUGGGGUAGUGGCUACGAUUCUGUGUCAAAUUUACCAUUUGAGUUCCUCCACUAUUAUCAUGGAAGCAGCAAUGAUAUGGGGACACUAAUUGAAGUUAGACGAACUUGGGAUGCUUAUAUUAGACCUGGAGGAAGCCGGAUACCUGGACACUGGGUGCGGCCACCACCACCUGCAGAUGCAGUCUGGGCAUCAUACCUUAUCCAACCGAAGUAGUGUCUUCACAUGAACUAUCUGUCUCAUCUUGCAGUGUCACAUUUGAGAAAGGUGCAGUGGUGGUGCCGGAGGGCAACCGGGGUAAUGCAACGAGGACAGGGAUCGCCACUAGUUAUUGUUGAAUCCAACACCGAAUCUGCUGUCCAUAUUCCAAUAAUAACAUCAGCAAAGUUAAAGAAAAAAUAUAUAUAAUUUCAGGGUUAGAAAGUACAGUUUGUGUAUGUUAAUCCUUUGCAUUGGUGGGACCUCAUCUUUUAAAUAUAAAAUGACAAGUUUUGGCAAUAAUAAUUUCUUUUUUCGUAUGUUAUUAAGUCCCAUAAUUUCUUGAUAUACGGUAUAAUGUGACAAUAAGAAAGGUGAUUAUUA